Messenger RNA from Sugiyamaella lignohabitans, 816 nucleotides. RefSeq names its product Rnh1p (gene RNH1). Gene Ontology annotation, biological process: DNA replication, removal of RNA primer. The transcript has a single exon. The record is from RefSeq and is a predicted model, not a curated record. NCBI's taxonomy places the organism in Eukaryota, Fungi, Ascomycota, Dipodascomycetes, Dipodascales, Trichomonascaceae. Gene Ontology annotation, molecular function: magnesium ion binding; nucleic acid binding; RNA-DNA hybrid ribonuclease activity. The coding region runs from base 1 to 816 and encodes 271 amino acids.
AUGAAAUACUACGCCGUUCGUAAUGGUCGGUCGACUGGUGUCUUUAAUUCUUGGGAUGAGACCCGGCGGUCGACAAAUGGCUAUUCAGGAGCAGUUUUCAAAUCAUUUGCUACUCGUGAAGAAGCAAACGCAUUUGCAAAUGGCAGUUCAAGUAUAUCAACUGUUUAUUCGGCCCGGCCAGCCAGCAAUUAUGUGUCGAAUCAAUCCCGUGCCGAGACAACCUCCCGAAGCUCGAGAGGGCCCACAGUGUCGAGAAGUAGUCACUCGGGAGGUGGUCACGCGGGAAGUCACUCCGGAAGUAGUCACUCAGGGUCCAGAUCCGCUAAUAGAUCAAGUACCAGAUCCGAAGUGGUAUAUACAGAUGGAAGCUCUCGUGGAAAUGGCCAACCAGGAGCAGCUGCUGGAUAUGGAGUCUUUUACGGUGACAACGAUUCUCGCAAUGUCAGUGCUAAACUAAGCGGCGGACAACAAACUAAUCAGCGAGCAGAAUUGGCCGCUAUCGGACAUGCACUAAAAAAUGCUGUCAAAGAGGUUGACACUGGUAAACCACUUUCUUCGCUCAAGAUAGUCUCUGAUUCAGAAUAUUCCAAGAACUGCUUGUCAGUUUACGCAAACAAGUGGGAAAGAAAUAACUAUAAAACUGCUAGCGGUAAUCCUGUCCGGAACGACGAUCUCAUUCGUGAGGGCCGUAGGCAUCUGGCCCAUCUGCGUGAGAAGGGCGUAUCAGUGCAAAUAGAACAUGUCAAGGGCCAUUCUGGACACUAUGGAAAUGAACAGGCCGACCGACUCGCUAACCAAGGUGCAACUUCCAAGUAG